Messenger RNA from Adelges cooleyi (spruce gall adelgid), 2549 nucleotides. Its product is annotated as INO80 complex subunit D-like. Bases 327 to 2132 code for a protein of 601 amino acids. Gene Ontology annotation, cellular component: nucleus. NCBI's taxonomy places the organism in Eukaryota, Metazoa, Arthropoda, Insecta, Hemiptera, Adelgidae. The record is from RefSeq and is a predicted model, not a curated record. The transcript has 8 exons.
UACAAAAUAAUAUGUUAAAAUCGAACAAUAUUAUCCGCGUAGAGAUAUUAAAUAAAUGACUUUUGAACGUUUCAGUUUUGCCCUCGAAUAUAAAUUUUCCGCAAAACGUUCGGCGACCGCGGGGUGUGUUGGACGUGUGGUUGAUUUUUUUUGCGAACGCACAAGUCUCGUUCACCUACCACACAGUGGCCACUGGACACAGUGAAGGGAGACCACUACUAAUCCGGCGGUGAUCAGCGCGCGCUGACAGUAGUCAAGAUUACAAUAGUACAAAAAAAUCGGUAGCGGAAUGCGGUAACCAGCUACAUUUAUAAACAGGACGAGCAAUGCAGAAUGUAUUUGCCCGGGACAUGUUUUCAAUGGGCUCGUUUGACGGCAGCGUCAAAUGCAACGGACAUGUCCAGCUACCGGGGCGUACGACAAAAAAAGACCGCAAAGGGUGUAAAAAAGAAAAAAUUGAGACUGUUUUAAAAAACCGACUGUUAAGCUCGCCUAAAUCCAAAACGUUAAAUAAGGUACCUAAAAACAAUGUCAAAACAAAAAGUGCUGUGAAUCAAGUCGAUUCUGACGAGAACAGCUGCGCCAUGAACCUAGUGGUGAAAAAACAGAAUGCCAAUGAAACCGUGUUUCCUAUAAUGGACCUUGGACAUUACAGUAGACCCCCAACACCACCGCCCAUCGUUGUGCCAGAAUCGAUCGAAGACCGUUUGACCGAGUCUUCGCCGAAAAAGACACCGGCCAAAAAGAAAAACAAAAGCAAAAGUGAAAAAGUCUGUUUGAAUGUUUGCAAGAAAACCGAUAAAGUCGAUCCGUCUUGUAUAAACGAUAAAAACCAAUUGAGCUGCAACGUUAUUACUAUUCCACCCAAGAGAAAGUACGCCAAAAUGACCAAUUGGCAGAAGGAUUGUGGUACCCGCCAUGAAACAUUACAAAGGAUACAAAAAGAAUGCGAAAAGGAAGCAAAGUUAAGAGAAGACCUCUAUCCUUUAGAUCUAGUGUCGUCAGAUGCUGAAGAUUUCGAUAGCCCUUUAACUCUAGAAUUAGAAGAUGCGCCCUAUCAAAGAUUCUGGAUGCCCACAGUACGUACGGCUCCAGUCGAUCGGGAUGCCAAAGUGAAAAAUCUUCAAUCGAUUCUGAGAAGAAGAUUUCACCAACUAUCGAGCUUACCAGAUAAUACCCCUUCUUCUGAUCUAGUGUUUGCGAUGACAAACGCUGCACGAAACGACCCCGUUUAUUUCACAAGAUACGUUUGCCCCGAUUCGGGUCCAGUAAUCAAAACAAAGAGGAGUCGAGGUGUGACGAUGGUGCAACAAAAGUGCUGUUUAGAAAGAUGUCACGACGCUGCCAUUCCCUGUACGCGACAUUGCUUUAAGCAUAUUUUACGCAACGUCGAUCAACUUCUUUUCGAACAUUGUUCGGCACGAACCAAUCAAGGUCCGUGUACAAAUGCAGUUUUCAACGUACGCAAUGUACAGCCAUUGUGCUCCGAACACAUGUACUCGAAAGCUCCAGUUCAAACUGAAGACGUGCCGCCGUCGGUGAAACCUAGGCCGAGAAAAAGGCCCAAGACCACUCCGUUCAACAAGUUAACGAAGAGAAGCAAAAAGAAAAAACCGCCACCCAAGUACCCAAUCGAACCUCCGCCAUACACCGAGACAAUCGAGCCCAACAGUAGUAGCGCUAUUGAACCGAUUACGUGUACUAACGAACUGCCGCAAAACAUCGGCUGCGACGUCUCUUCCCUGUAUACGUCGGUGGCGAACCCAGAUAUGUACCUUCAUCCGGCAGUCGCUAGCAACAUCAUCGCAAACGAAGAAGUCGGCGACGAAGUGCUCGCCGGCCUGGACGCUGCUGAACUGAGUCACGCGUCACGAUUGCUGGACGACCACGACGAUAUCACGAGCGUUUUCAGCCAAAUACCCGUGGACGCUUUCAACGAUCUCUUUACUGUCGAUAAAAACGGACAGUACGUGCCGUCCCGCGAAGAAACCGAGGAGUUAGAACGGGCGCUCGAGGCUGUCGAUAUGGACGUUCGGUCAUUGGAACGGCUGUCGCAGUCGCAUAUGGCCAACAUUCUGGAUCCGGCGUCGUUACUAGCCGAUUUACCCAUACCACCUUUUACUAGCUCAUAGCAUAGUCGUAAGAUUACCGUGACGACGCAAAGAUGAAACACUCAAAACAGGUGCACAGAUUAGUGAGAAGAGAAUAAAAUUAAAAAAAGUAAUAAUAUAAUGAAGUAAAAAAAAUAAUGUAGUUCACGUUUAAUAAAUAGGCGGUGUUUUUGUAUAAUUAUCGACGAGAUAAUUAUUAAAUAUUCGGUUAGUAAGUUUUAAAUUUUAAGCAAUACUAAAAAAAAAAAAAAAAUGUACCGAAUAGUACGUAGCUAAUAUAUAAUAUUGCUUAAUAUAGAGCAUAGUCGAGGUGUUAUUUAAUUAAUUUUGUUUUUGUCCAGAUAACAUUGGUAUUUAUAAAUAUAAAUAUUUAAGAAUUAUAUAACGUGUGUUUCUGCGGUGUGCAUUCUCAUACACAAUGGAAAUACGAAUAAUUAC